AUGGAAUAUUAUAUGCAAGAGCUGGAGAUUGACAUUAGCAAGCUCAACAUUGUUCAUGUUGCAGGUUCGAAAGGGAAAGGAUCAACGUGCGCCUUUGUUGAGUCUGCGUUGAGGAGAUAUGGAUACAAAACAGGUAGUUUGUACACAUCUCCUCAUAUUCAGUCUUUAUGUGAACGGUUCUGCAUUAACGGGAAGCAGAUUUCCAAAGAAACAUAUCUUCGGCACUUCUCCGUUGUUUGGUCCAAAUUGCAGGAGAUUAAGCAGCGUCCUUCAUCGGAGCUCCCUCCAUAUAUCACUCGAUGGCCAGGAUUCUUCCGAUUCUUGACUCUUAUCGCUUUCCGAGUGUUCAUUGAGGCGAAUGUGGAUGUGGUGGUUCUGGAAGUGGGAAUGGGAGGCCGUCUGGAUGCUACAAACGUCGUCCAGCACCCCAUAACCACCGGCAUUACGUUGAUCGACCUGGAGCACACCCAAGUUUUAGGAAACACGCUCGAGCAGAUUGCAUUCGAGAAGGCAGGAAUCUUUAAACGCAAUUCUCCUGCUGUUGUGCUCCAGCAGCGCCCCGAGGUGAUGCAGGUCUUUCGCCAAUGUGCCGAAAUCGAGGGUAUUUCUGCCAUUUUUGCAUUCAAUCGCAGGCUGCGCGUUACAAGUCGUUUCUCCGUCCGAUAG
Blastocystis hominis is the source of this 666-nucleotide messenger RNA. RefSeq lists its product as hypothetical. Gene Ontology annotation, cellular component: cytoplasm; cytosol; mitochondrion. The record is from RefSeq and is a predicted model, not a curated record. Bases 1 to 666 code for a protein of 221 amino acids. The transcript has 2 exons. Gene Ontology annotation, biological process: tetrahydrofolylpolyglutamate biosynthetic process. Gene Ontology annotation, molecular function: tetrahydrofolylpolyglutamate synthase activity; ATP binding. Lineage: Eukaryota; Bigyra; Opalinata; Blastocystidae.